GCGUGGAGGCAGUCGAGCUGCAGACAGGGGUCUUGUUUUUGGGGGAACUCUGGCUGAUGUUAGCGGUGGAGAGGAGAGAGGAGAGAGGGGAGGGGUGGGCAUGACAUGUGAGCCAAGUCUGCACAGAUACAACAAAUACCCAAAGUAUGUCUGCGGCAUGGGCGGGUCGAUGCUCGGAGGCUCUGAGACUUGACUCAGGUGAAUGAGAGCUCAGCUGCAGAAUUAGUAUUUUUUUGUCUCUCCUCUCCUCUUGUGUCCCCCCCCACCUCUCCACGGUGAGAGGAGACCGACGCGGCAGCUGUAGCUCUCCGUGCCUGCUUCACCCCGCUUCAGUCCAGCAGGCGUCAAGGUGCAGCGGGCGGGAGGACGAGCCGCCGUUUAACGUCGCAGACUUAACGUGACGGCUUUGCCGAGUGACCUCAGAGAGACGGAGACACGCGGGAGAGGACACUAUGUCAAAGGAGACGAGAGGAAAAGGAUCAUCACGAAAGCACAGCGCCGCUCAUUGGUGUCUGCAGAACAUUGCUCAAGAAUCAGUUGAAAGCUCUGAUGAGGAGUUCUUUGAUGCCAGAGCAGAUGUUAUGGAGGGGAAGAGCGCCAUUCUACUGGGCAUGAGUCAGUGGAACUCAAAUGACCUGGUGGAGCAGAUUGAAACUCUGGGACACAUGGAGGACCAGUCGCACGAGGGUCUCUACCAGCUGGGUGGUCCACGCUGUGUCCCUCAGAGCAGCAUUGAAGGACUGGAGGACACAGAGAGGGAAUGUAAGACGCAUGUGCUGCUGCUGGUGGUGCAUGGAGGAAACAUCUUGGACACAGCAGGAGGAGACCCCAGCACAAAGACUGGCGAUGUGGACACGCUGGCCUCGGUGCUGGAGAAGGUGACGCAGGCGCAUUUCCAGGCCGUCGGCGAACACGUCAAGAUCAAGCUGGUGCCAUGUCUGGCUGUGUGUGCCGAGGCCUUCUCGCUGGUGUCCAAUCUGAACCCAUACAGCUAUGACGAGAGCUGCGUGUCCAGUAGCGUGGACCACCUGCCCCUGGCUGCUCUCCCCCUCCUCGCCAUCGUCUCACCUCGCUACCAGGAUGCCGUGGCCACCGUGAUCGCCCGAGCCAACCAGGUCUAUCGCAGCUUCCUGCAGUCAGAGGACGGCCAGGGAUUCACGGGUCAGGUGUGCCUGAUGGGCGACUGUGUGGGAGGUGUGCUGUGCUUCGACGCUUUGUGCUUUAGCAACCACCAGAGGCCUGGCAGCCCCAACAACAGCAGCAAGAACAACAGCACUGAGAGCCUGAAGGAUAACUCGGGCCUACUCGGGGACUCCAGCCCGGGUCUGAGUUCUAGCAAGAGGCUCAGUAAAAGCAACAUCGAUAUCUCCGCCCCCAAUGAAGGGCACGGCCAGAGCGGGCCACCGCUCAGCCGUAAGCAGAGCGACUCCUAUGAUGGAGACACCAUGUCCACGGGCCAGCACAGCUUUUUUUCAAGUUUGAUGAAGGAAGGUGUGGAGCUGCGUGGUGGCAGUAACCCCGGUCUGGUGUUGAAUCCCGGUCGAUUUGACUUUGAGGUGUCUGACUGCUUCCUGCUGGGCUGCCCUUUGGGCCUUGUGCUGGCCAUGAGACGCACUGUGCUGCCUGCCGUCCAGGUGAGCCAGCUGCAUCCAGCCUGCUCUCAGAUUUUCAACUUGUUUUACCCUUCAGACCCUUCAGCCUCCAGACUGGAGCCGCUGCUGCAGCCUCUCUUCCACAAGUUGCCACCUUACGCUGUGCCGCGUUACCAGCGCUACCCUCUAGGAGAUGGACGCUCAAUGCUCAUUGCGGAGAGUAUCCAAGGCCAUUCAAAUGUGUUUUUGGAAGGUGAGCAAACCCCCGGAGGUCCAGCUUCACAGACGUCCUCUGAGACUAAGACUGAAGGAGGAGGGGGAGAAGAAGGAGGUCGUAGAGCCAGCGUGACCAGUGUGGAAAGUGAAAUGUCCAUUUGCUCCACGGGCCAGCUGGGAAACACCAUCGCUAACAUUUCCAGUAGCUGGUGGGGCUCCAAGAGGCUGGAUUAUGCUUUGUACUGUCCUGAUGUGCUGACUGCCUUCCCAACGGUGGCUCUGCCUCACCUUUUUCAUGCCUCCUACUGGGAGUCCACUGAUGUAGCAGCCUUUGUUCUCCGGCAGCUCAUGGGAUGUGACUGUGUGAAGACCCAGGAAGCGGGCAGUUUGGGCUCUGCUCCGUUCUCUCUCUCCAGCCCACGAGAAAAAUGGCUCAGAAGGAGGACACAUGUCAAACUAAGGAACGUCACUGCCAACCACAGGGUGAAUGAUGUCAUUGCCACCGAGGAUGGGCCUCAAACUCUGGUUGGUCGCUUUAUGUACGGCCCUUUGGACAUGGUCACUCUGACCGGAGAAAAGGUGGACAUCCUGCUAAUGACACAACCUCAGUCCGGCCGCUGGGUGCACUUCGACAUCGAGGUGACCAACAGCAGCGGCAGAGUCGCAUAUACGAUACCCAAGAGCAAGAAGCUUGGCCUGGGAGUCUAUCCGAUGAAAAUGGUGGUCAAGGGCGAUCAAACAAGUGCAGAGGCCUACCUGACUGUGUUGCCGCGGGGCAUGGAGUGUGUGGUCUUCAGCAUCGAUGGCUCUUUUGCUGCUAGUGUGUCGAUCAUGGGCAGUGACCCCAAAGUUCGCCCUGGAGCUGUCGAUGUCGUCAGGCAUUGGCAGGACCUGGGUUAUCUGAUCAUCUACAUCACAGGCCGCCCUGAUAUGCAGAAGCAGCGGGUGGUGUCUUGGCUGUCGCAGCACAAUUUUCCUCACGGGAUGAUCUUCUUUUCUGAAGGCCUGGUCCACGAUCCCCUUCGACAAAAGACCAUCUUCCUCAGGAACCUCAUACAGGAGUGUCACAUUAAGAUCAACUCUGCUUAUGGCUCCAUGAAGGACAUCUCUGUUUACAACAUGCUCGGCCUCUGCCCCCCACAGAUUUAUAUUGUUGGCAGACCUUCGAAGAAGUACCAAAAUCAGUGCCAGUUCCUGAGCGAGGGAUAUGCAGCGCACCUCUCAACCCUUCAGUUUGGGCACAGAGCCAGACCCAAGAAAUCCCCUUCAGUUCGUAUGGUCCUAAGGAAGGGCUCUUUUGGUCUCUCGGCGAAGCCGGACUUCCUGUGUAAGCGCAGCCACCUGCGCAGGACCAUGUCAGUCCAACAACCCGACCCGCCGUGCACACCCAACCCCAAGCCUGAGCGAGCUCAGAGCCAGCCGGAGUCAGAUAAGGACCACGGAGGAGGAGGACAAGGUGCAUGGGGACGGCCCUCCAUUCACCGUGGAGACACCACUCCCUGACGUCAAAAAGAGAUGGAAGGGUUGCAGGAAUAAAGAAGAGGAGGAGAACAAAGUUGUCUUAGUGUCCAGGGCCAAGUGUCACCUCUACCACCAUGUAGAUACAUGUACAUCGGAUCCUCUGCUGGUAUCCCUCGCAGCUGAGCUUUACCUCCUGCUUGGCCCUCUACACUUUUCCACCUGUUCGGCCCUUUUCUCGUGACCUGCUCGGUGGAUUAUUAGUCUUUGUGCCUAAAAUGUUCAGCAGGCGCAGAGGGAUGGCAAGGAUGUUUGCGAAUGUCCCUGUCGCGCUAAAAUUGUGUCUAAUUGUAAAAUGAAAAAAAAAAAUGUACUUCAGAUAGUAUAUAUGCGCGUAUUCAUGCACACACACACACACACAGGCUUCAGAGGAGGAAAGAUGUGGCGACGGUGGUGACUUCGAACCUGUUGAGACCUUGCAACAGAUUCCCCGAUGCAAUCCCGAUAUAACCGUCCGCUGAUGUAAAUACUCAACGCACGUCAUGCCUGUUUGGGCCUCUGGACACAGAAGCACUGUGACAUUUAGGUUCAAGCUGUACGCGAGGUCUGAGAUCUGCAGCUCCAAUGAGCCGACCUUGCCGGCCGCCAUUUCACUCCCACUGUAAGAUGUCUCCCUCGCAUUGUGGCUUCUGGCUUGUCUGGCAGAACAGGCGCUUUGACAGCCGCCUCAGAUCGGGUCCACAUGCGCUGAGGGGCUACUCGGGCCCCUGAGGUCGCACUUGCACUAUGGAAGAACACCGCAGUGGUUCUCAAUUCAGCUGCGGCACUCGCUUCACAAUCAAAAGAGUUGUAUUUUAUUGUAGUUGUAGUUUUUGUUUUUCCUGCAGAUUGUGCACUGUCACUGCUUGAUGGUUGGUGUAACUCCUGGAAGAUUAAACACAAAUGGUUUGUUGGUUUGACCAAAAAAAUGUUUACAGAUUGACAGACACGGAUGUAAAAAGUGAUCAGAACUUGUUUAUCUACGUAAUUAAAAUGACAGUGUAAUUAUCAUCAUAGUUUAGUUGCUUGGUAGUUGCAGUUGCUUGCAGGAUAUUGUACUGUACAAUACACCCCAUGCCAGUUGCAUCCAUUGAAUAUAGCUGCACUGGAACCAAUAGAUGUGUGAAUAAAUCUGAUGCUGUCUUGUGCACUCGGGGUUGAAUUGAAUCCAUGUUUAAAACUGUGCAAGUCAAACAUAUUUUUCUAUGAGGAAAUAUUGUAAAUAGAAAUAUUUUUAAUGUACGUUUUUGAACCUUUUGUUGUUUAACUUGUUGAAUCGUUGAUUUUUUUUGCCUUAAAUUGCAUUUGAUGUUGUGUAGAGAGUUAUUUGAUUUGUUUGACCAAAGCGUUGAGUUUAUGACAAAGUGCAUUUUAUCAAGUUGAUAUUUUUGCUUUGACACGUUUUAGAUACUGUAUACUGUAUGUGUGUGCGUGCGUGUGUGAGUGAGCGUCUUUGUCGUAGAGUUGUAUUUACUGUGAACACGAAGACAGCUAUGACGAGUACACGUCAGUGUGUUAACGUACCGUCGUGUUCUCACUGAGCGUCUAUUUUACAGGUUUGGAUUGAAGCACUGUGUCAGAGGAUUACUUAGUCGAGGUUUUCAAACCUGCUAUGAAAGAAAAAAAAAGGCUUACGAGUUCUCGGAGGGUCUUGGUUUAACUGAAAACCUGCGUAGCAGAGUGGAACGUGUCAGCCAGGAGGGAGCAGUCUAGUCUCUUUCUUUCCCCGCCUGCAAUAGGUGGUCCAGUAAUUAGCUGUUUGAUUGCUACUACUAAGUAUGUAUGACUCUCUGUAGUGCCGCCCCUGUAAUUGCAGUGCACUGAAUAGCGUUACUUGGUAAAUGUAUAAUAUUGUAGAAUACUUAACUGCCUAACUCCAUUUUGUUUUGCAUUAAGAUUGUUAAAUACUGAAACAUGAUCAUCCCCAUCAAUGCAUAAGCUACACAAUAAUCAAGUUUGUAUAACACAGAGUGAUAUUUUUCUCCAUGACGAUACACUGGAGGAGUGAAAUAUGUAUGCUGGGCAGCAUUUUAGUACAAUGUUAGUAAAUGGCAAAUGAUGAUCUAAUGGUUAAAUGGUGAUUGUUCUGUGCGUGUUAAUUAUUUCAUAUUGUGGCUAUCAAUUGUCAUCUUUGUCAUACUCUGAACUGAUGAUGGAGUAGUUAUUUGUAAAUAAGGGGAGAAUAAGAAUGAAUGGUCAUAAAUUCAAACAGCACAUGUUGGGUGAAAUGCAAAUCAGAAUCCCAAUAGUCACAGAAAAAAGAAAAGGAUGUAGUAUACAAUGUAAAAUGAUUGCAUUUGUUUGGAGAUGUGUGUUAUAUAAUUAUCCUCUCACUAAGUACUAAUUCAUGUUUUCAAAUGAUUAGUCUGUACCAAAUCAUGACUUAACUAUUGGGUAUUGACCUAAUUUGCCAUUUAUUAACAAUUCGUAUGACUUGUUAAGUAGGCUUUGGUAAGUUAACUAACAUGGUGUGAAAAAUGUUGAUUGUUUGUUUUGUGGUCUUAUUCUUGGUCUUGUGAGUAUUUGACACUGGCCUUUUGACCAAUGUGGACAAAACACCUGGUUUCAUUGCUACAAAGUGUUUUGUACAGAUCUCCUGUAAUGAACAUGUUGUGUUUAUUGGACUCAGUCCGUCUUUCAUUAUUGCAUAAAUAAAGAUAUUUCACAUUCGAA
Molecule: messenger RNA, 5978 nt
Organism: Anarrhichthys ocellatus (wolf-eel)
Lineage: Eukaryota; Metazoa; Chordata; Actinopteri; Perciformes; Anarhichadidae
Gene: pitpnm3
Product: PITPNM family member 3
Exons: 20
Coding region: 453-3311 (952 amino acids)
Biological process (GO): phospholipid transport
Cellular component (GO): cytoplasm
Molecular function (GO): phosphatidylcholine intramembrane carrier activity; metal ion binding; phosphatidylinositol binding
Source: RefSeq, a predicted model, not a curated record